Ascochyta rabiei is the source of this 366-nucleotide messenger RNA. RefSeq lists its product as uncharacterized. Lineage: Eukaryota; Fungi; Ascomycota; Dothideomycetes; Pleosporales; Didymellaceae. The coding region runs from base 1 to 366 and encodes 121 amino acids. The transcript has a single exon. The record is from RefSeq and is a predicted model, not a curated record.
AUGUGCAGUCACUCGGUUUGGAGGCCACCUCGACUGGCUGGUUGCGGCCUGCCUUGCCCGAGACCAGCCUUGAUUGCGGCACCGCUGUUCACAGUUUUCAGAAAACAGCCCUGCCAGUGCAAAAGUCUAGAGGACGUAAUAUGCGAUCGUAGUAAAUGUAUUACGUUCAAUCCCCAAUCAACCGCCGCACGCGUUUGUCUCAGUCGGCAUUUGCAGCUCCAGCCGGCCUCUCCACCAGCUCACGUCCAUCGUCCAUUCUGUAUGUGCCCAUUCCAUAAUGCAGUAUCUGUGAGAGCGGAGGGUCGAACGGAUCGGUCUUUGGCGAUGCACUGCCUGUGCCUGGAGGUUGGAGUUUUGACAACGUAG